AUGGACUUUGCUGCGUCCUUCGACUUUGGUGCGGAGCAAGGACCCGGUUUCGGUGAGGCGGACUUUCCCUUAGAGCGAGGCGCGGCUCAGGCUCCGCCAGACCGCCCGGACCGCUCGGACCGAGACCUCUCGCGGCGCUUCGAGAAGGUGUUGUCGGCCGACAGAGAGAUUUGUCAGCAGAUCGACGAGGAGAUGGCCGGGUUAGAGCAGGAGCUCGCACGCAUUGAAGACGCAACACUGAAGGUGGAACAGCAAUGUAUGCAAGACUCGAAGGCUAAGGAUUACAUGGUGGAAGAAGCCCAGCAGCUCGAGCACAAAGUGGCUGAAGCUCAAAGAAGGCUGGUGGAAUUGAGAGAUGAUGGCCGAGCAUUGAACCUCGAGAGUCUUUCCUUGCGCAAAGACCGUAACCACCUUGUCGAGGAGCUUGGGUUCCUGCAGCGUUCUCUCGACGAUGAGAUGCAGACGCUGCAGUCCCUCCAGCAGAUGAACGCCAGCUUCCAGGCCUUUCACGCGGACAUGGAAGCCAACACGGAGUUGCUUCUGCACCAACGCAAAGAGUUGAUUGGCCAAGUCAGCAAGGAGCGCGAGCUUUCGCGCCACGACGCACGCCAGAACAACGAGCUGCGCAACCUCCUGGAGCGCAGGAGACAUGCUGAGCGAUGCCUCAAUGGCCAUAUCGAAGAUGAUGAGAUGCAGUGCGGUGCGGCGUAA
Messenger RNA from Symbiodinium necroappetens, 711 nucleotides. The record is from the annotation of a GenBank genome assembly. NCBI's taxonomy places the organism in Eukaryota, Dinophyceae, Suessiales, Symbiodiniaceae.